This is a messenger RNA of Ziziphus jujuba (common jujube), 1669 nucleotides long. RefSeq names its product pyruvate dehydrogenase E1 component subunit beta-1, mitochondrial. Bases 162 to 1364 code for a protein of 400 amino acids. Gene Ontology annotation, biological process: pyruvate decarboxylation to acetyl-CoA. Gene Ontology annotation, molecular function: pyruvate dehydrogenase (acetyl-transferring) activity. The transcript has 16 exons. The record is from RefSeq and is a predicted model, not a curated record. NCBI's taxonomy places the organism in Eukaryota, Viridiplantae, Streptophyta, Magnoliopsida, Rosales, Rhamnaceae.
UUGCUGCAGCCAGUACAGCCUCAGAGAAGUAGAGGAGGGGUUUUGGGCGCACGCUAGCGGGGAACCAUCAAAUCUUGGAGUGGAUAAACUCACAAAGGAGUGACGGUGCCACGCUGUGUGCGCCUCAAAUGCCUUUCUCUCGCUGAUUUCUAUUCCAUUUUAUGCCGCUCUUUAUAUUAUUGUUGGAAGAUAAAGAAAAAAGUUGGAGCAAGUGCAAUUUGUGCAAGAGAGAAAGGAGAAAGAUGUGGGGCGUUAUAAGGCAAAAAAUGAGCACUGGAAGCUCUUCUGUUCUGGUUUUGGGCCAGAGAAUCCGCCCAGCUGCAUGUGCUUUUAGAAAUUACUCCUCUCCUGCAAAAGAGAUAAAUGUGAGAGAGGCUCUGAACUCUGCACUUGAUGAGGAAAUGUCUGCUGAUCCUACAGUCUUUUUGAUGGGUGAAGAGGUUGGGGAAUAUCAGGGUGCAUACAAGAUAUCUAAAGGGCUUUUGGAUAAAUAUGGCCCUGAGCGGGUCCUGGAUACACCAAUUACAGAGGCUGGGUUUACUGGGAUAGGAGUUGGUGCUGCAUACCAUGGCUUGAAGCCAGUUGUGGAGUUUAUGACAUUUAACUUCUCUAUGCAGGCAAUUGACCACAUCAUUAAUUCUGCUGCAAAAUCAAAUUAUAUGUCUGCUGGCCAACUAUCUGUGCCUAUUGUCUUCAGAGGUCCAAAUGGGGCUGCUGCUGGAGUUGGCGCUCAGCACUCUCAAUGUUAUGCAUCAUGGUAUGCUUCAUGUCCUGGAUUGAAAGUAGUGGCUCCGUAUUCAUCUGAGGAUGCUCGUGGGUUGUUGAAAGCUGCCAUAAGGGACCCUGAUCCUGUUGUUGUGCUUGAAAAUGAGUUGCUAUAUGGUGAAUCAUUCCCUGUUUCGGCUGAAGUUCUUGAUUCCAGUUUUUGCCUUCCAAUAGGGAAAGCUAAGAUUGAGAGAGAAGGAAAAGAUGUGACUAUUACAGCUUUCUCAAAAAUGGUGGGCUAUGCCAUCAAGGCUGCUGAAAUACUUGCAAAGGAAGGAAUCAGUGCUGAGGUCAUUAAUUUGCGGUCCAUUCGGCCACUGGAUAGAGCCACAAUAAAUGCUUCGGUCCGGAAAACCAACAGACUAGUAACCGUUGAAGAAGGGUUUCCUCAGCAUGGUGUUGGUGCUGAAAUCUGCACAUCGGUUAUUGAGGACAGCUUUGGUUAUCUUGAUGCACCAGUUGAGAGGAUUGCUGGGGCUGAUGUUCCUAUGCCUUAUGCCGCUAAUCUCGAGAGGUUGGCUGUUCCACAGAUUGAAGAUAUCGUUCGCGCAGCCAAGAGAGCAUGCUACAGAGCUGAGUCAGUGGCUUCAACUGCUUAAUUUUACCAGUUUGAUCCAGAGCUUCUCCAAAUCCUGGAUAUUUUUAAAGAAUGUACAUUAUUUCUCUUCGCAUUGCACGUGGAGAGGAACCGCUUGUCAAAUAACUUGGAGAACAUUGACGUUGAGAGAUAAAAGUUGGUGGCUCUGUUUUGUCGUUUAUAUUUGGCUGUCAACAUGAAAACUAUGCUUACUUGUAGGCAGCGAUUUUUCCAAAAGUUAUUUACUGGAAUUUCUACUCGCUGCAUUGUCUCCCUGUGAAGGUGAAUAAUGCUGUUUUGAGUGAUUGGCUUCUGAUUUUUGUUUGA